AUGAAGAUAUAUGCAGAUAUUGCGGCAAAAGCAAAGCCUCAUAUCUUUUGUGUUGGUAACACGGUUCUUGUGCGUCAAAAACGUCAAAACAAAUUAUUUUCGCCUUACAACAAACACCCAUACACCAUAACUCAAAUCAAAGGUAGUAUGAUCACAGCACGAAACGCUGCUGGUAACCACGUUAUCACACGCAACUGUUCGCAAUUCGAACAAGUCCACCUAUCCAUCCACUAUCCGGAUGCUGAUUCAACUGCUGUUCCAAUACCCCAACGCCCAGCGGAAAGAAGAUAUCCUACUAGAGAGAACAGGCGACCUCCAGAGCGUCUGAACAUUGAAUAUCAACAUUAA
This is a messenger RNA of Paramuricea clavata, 348 nucleotides long. The record is from the annotation of a GenBank genome assembly. NCBI's taxonomy places the organism in Eukaryota, Metazoa, Cnidaria, Anthozoa, Malacalcyonacea, Plexauridae.